ACAGAGGCAGAGCCUCCUGGAAGCCAAGAGGGGCGGGGAGACACACCAAGAGAAGCUGAAGAGACCAAAAGUCGAGACAGACCAGAUCAGGAGGGAGGCAGAAGAGAGAGCCCAGCAGGAGGAGGACUGAGAGGCACUCGCCAGUCCUAUAGCACUCAUCCUGAUCCUUAUUAGUUUGAGUGCUGGGAAGCCCAGCUGGAUGCAGGCAGCCUGGCUCUUGGGGGCCCUAGUGGUCCCUCAGGUUUUGGGUUUGGGCCAUGGAGCCCGGGGUCCUGGGAGGGAGUGGGAGGGAGGCUGGGGAGGGGCCUUGGAGGAGGAGCGAAAGCGGGAGUCACUGAUGUUGAAGAAUCUACAGGAGGCCCUGGGGCUGUCCACUGGGCUGGGAAAUAAGGAUAGUGUUGCCGGAAAUCCUGAAGGCAAAGGGGUCUGGGGGACCAAGGAGACUCCAGGAGAAGAAGAGGAAGAGGAAAUCACCACAGCACCUACUUCCAGUUCCAGUCCUGUCCCCAGCCCUUCUCCUACGCCAGAGGACGCCAUCACUUACAUCUUGGGCCGCUUGGCUGGCCUGGAUGCAGGCCUACACCAAUUGCACAUUCGUCUGCACGCUUUGGACACCCGUGUGGUCCAGCUGACCCAGGGACUGCGGCAGCUGCGGGAUGCUACAAGCGACACCCGCGACUCCGUGCAAGCCCUGAAGGAGGCACAGGUCCGUGCUGAGCAGGAGCACGGCCGCUUGGAGGGCUGCCUGAAGGGCCUGCGCCUGGGCCACAAGUGCUUCCUGCUAUCGCGGGACUUCGAGACCCAGGCGGCAGCGCAGGCGCGGUGCAAGGCGCGGGGCGGGAGUCUCGCGCAGCCGGCGGACCGCCAGCAAAUGGAUGCGGUGGCCCGGUACUUGCGCUCUGCCCUCGCCCCCUACAACUGGCCGGUGUGGCUGGGCGUGAACGACCGGCGCUCGGAAGGCCUCUACCUUUUCGAGAACGGCCAGCGUGUGUCCUUCUUCGCCUGGCACCGCGCACCCAGCCCGGAGCCCGGCGCCCAGCCCAGCGCGGCAUCACAUCCACUCAGCCCGAAUCAGCCCAAUGGCGGCGUCCUGGAGAACUGCGUGGCGCAGGCCUCAGACGACGGCUCCUGGUGGGACCAUGACUGUGAGCGGCGCCUCUACUUCAUCUGCGAGUUCCCCUUUUAGAGAGCCGGUCCUUGCCCCAGAGCUCGAGCACACGUUCUGCUCAGUGCACCCUACUGUCUGGGGUCGCUCAGAGGUUGACAGUAACCAUGAAUAAAUUUUAAUAAUUAGA
This is a messenger RNA of Peromyscus maniculatus bairdii (prairie deer mouse), 1295 nucleotides long. RefSeq names its product C-type lectin domain containing 11A (gene Clec11a). Gene Ontology annotation, molecular function: growth factor activity. The record is from RefSeq and is a predicted model, not a curated record. Gene Ontology annotation, biological process: ossification. Lineage: Eukaryota; Metazoa; Chordata; Mammalia; Rodentia; Cricetidae.